Molecule: messenger RNA, 2097 nt
Organism: Ylistrum balloti
Lineage: Eukaryota; Metazoa; Mollusca; Bivalvia; Pectinida; Pectinidae
Product: cytosolic non-specific dipeptidase-like
Exons: 14
Coding region: 49-1464 (471 amino acids)
Biological process (GO): proteolysis
Molecular function (GO): metallodipeptidase activity
Source: RefSeq, a predicted model, not a curated record
CUAAACUGUCGACACCUAUCUGGAACAGCAGCUCCUAAAGAAGACACAAUGGAUAAGUUAUUCGCGUACAUAGAUGAGCAUCAGGGAGAUUACAUCGAACGUCUGAAAGAGGCGGUGGCCAUCAAAAGUGUGUCAGCAUGGCCAGAAAAUCGUGACGAUGUCAAAAGAAUGGUGUGCUGGACAAAGGAGCUGAUGGAUAAACUCGGUGCGGAGACUGAGUUGAAGGAUCUAGGAGAACAAGACCUCGGAGGAGGUAGGAAAAUUCCACUUCCCCCAGUCUUACAAGGUACACUUGGCAAAGACCCCAAAAAGAAGACCCUGCUUGUCUAUGGACAUCUGGAUGUACAGCCAGCUUUGAAGACAGAUGGUUGGGACCAAGAGGAUCCAUUUAAGGCAGUCGAAAAGGAUGGAAAAAUCUACGGCAGGGGUUCUACAGACGACAAGGGUCCAGUACUGGCUUGGAUCAACUGUCUUGAGGCAAUGAAGAUAAAUAAAAUGCCUGUCCCUGUCAACCUUAAGUUUAUGUUUGAGGGGAUGGAGGAAUGUGGAUCAGACGGACUAGAUGAUUUGGUCAACAACAGCAAGGAAGGCUUCCUGAAGGAUGUGGAUUUUGUCUGUAUAUCAGACAACUACUGGCUCGGCAAGAAAAAGCCAUGUGUAACAUAUGGCUUGAGGGGAAUUUGCUACUUUUUCCUGGAGAUAUGUGGCUCCACCAAGGACUUACACUCUGGAUUGUAUGGUGGCACAGUACACGAGGCUAUGGUCGAUCUGGUGGGUGUCCUGGGCACAUUGGUGGACAGUAAUGGCAAAAUUCUCAUCCCAGGAAUCAGUGAUACUGUAGCGGAGCUCACAGAGGAGGAACGCAUGAAGUAUGAUCCUAUUGACUUCUCUGUGGAAGAUUACAAGACUGACACUGGCUGUAAUGCUCUGAUAUAUGACAACAAACCAGAUAUACUGAUGCACCGCUGGAGAUACCCAUCACUCUCUAUUCAUGGAAUUGAGGGAGCAUUUAGUGAUACUGGAGCCAAGACUGUUAUUCCAAGGAAAGUCAUUGGAAAAUUUUCUCUCCGACUGGUACCGAACCAAACCCCUGAUGAAAUAGAGCGUCUUGUCAGGGAACAUGUGGAACAAAAGUUUAAGGAAAGAAACAGUCCCAAUCAAAUGAAGCUUACUAUGGGUCAUGGUGGGAAACCAUGGGUCAGUGACUACAAUGAUCCGAACUUUGUGGCAGGAAUAAAUGCCAUGAAAAGAGUUUAUGGCGUUGAACCAGACUUGACCCGUGAAGGUGGCAGCAUACCAGUGACCUUGACAUUCCAGGAUGCUACCCAGAAAAAUGUCAUGUUGCUCCCACUUGGUUGUUCCGAUGAUGGUGCACACUCACAGAAUGAGAAAAUGGAUGUCAUAAACUACAUCAAUGGGAUCAAAGUGAUGGGUGCCUACAUGGAUGAACUUGCUAGGUUGUAAUUUGGAAGUGUUGUGAUCAUUGAAUGGUGUGUACAAGUUGAUCAGAAAUUGUGAACAUGUACUUUGCUCACAAGGUGUGUACUGAGACUUUCUUCAGGGGCUAUAGAAAUAUAAUAUAUAAUAUAAAUAUAAUCCUGUUGACUGAAACAUUUUUGUACAGGAAAUGAAAUGUCAAGUAGGUUAGUUCAUAGACUUUUGUGCGUUACUGUAAGAGACUGGAUCAUUGAACUAUCUGCAGUAACAGUAAAAUAAACCUCUGUGUGUGAAAUAUUUGAUAGAACACAGAAAAGUCUAUAAAUCUUUAGAACACAGAAAUCUUGUUUCCAACGAUUUAGAUGGUAUGUCAAUAAUGAAAUGUAUUUGUGAUUUCCACUUUUCUGUCUCCGUAUUUCUUGUCUCAAAUCAGUCUAAAUUUAUACCACAUAACAUUUGUUUACAAGACUAAUUUAUAAUAAUAUCAAGCUUACAAUGUUGACUACGCAGAUAUUUACAAAGCUUUGAAGUAAUCUUUAAUUAUGAUUGUUUUGUCACCAUUACUUACUGAUCAGUAAAGUGUUGAGGAUUAGGUCUUACAUGUGUGUUUUUGUAAUUGAUAUCUAACAACAUUCUAUAUCAAUAAAGUCUAUAGAUUUU